Molecule: messenger RNA, 3366 nt
Organism: Seminavis robusta
Lineage: Eukaryota; Bacillariophyta; Bacillariophyceae; Naviculales; Naviculaceae
Source: the annotation of a GenBank genome assembly
AUGGUAUCCUUCAGCAAUGUAAGCCUUGCGCAGCGCACUCUGGUAUUCCUACUGCUGGUAACAACCUGUGUUUUGAACUACCAAGGCUUCAAGUGGCUGAAUCUGUGGAAACAAGAUCAUUCGGACAAAUUGGAGGCUUUUAGACAAAAAUCAAAAAGGAGACUGAAUGCUCCUCACAAAGACAAUCAACAUAAGCUAAGGCAAAAGAGUCAGAAGAAUCAGAAGUCUGAUGCUAAUGAUGCUCUCCAAGAAUUCCAGCUAGCUGCUGCCAAGGAUCUAGAUCAGAAUGAUCAGGGGGACAAGCAACAGCAACAGCAGGAGAAGCAACAGCAACAGCAAGUAGGCAAACCAGGCAAAGAGACUCCCAACAAACUACAAGAAGAGAAGAAGAAAGCACAUGGCCAUGGCAAGGAGAGAGUGGCAAAGAAGAAACAGCCUGAAGAGAACACGGUUGUCUCAGACGCUACAGCAGUAACACCUCCUGCUACAUCUGAUGCUGCUACCAAUCACAACAAGCCACAAGAAGAAAAGAAACAGUCUGAUGCUCAUUCUGAGGUUGAUUCUGAUGCAGGCAAAGCCAACAACUCAAGCCCCAAAAAGAAUUCAAGAAACAAGCAAGCCAAACAGGAGGACACCACAGCCACAACCACAACCACAACCACAACCACAACCACAACUACCCCUCCCGCUGCUUCUGAAGCAGACCAUCCCGACAAACCACAAGAAAAGAAAGGAGGAGGUCGACAAAAGAAAGGAGCAAACAAACCUGCAAAAGAGGACACAGCGGUUUCUGAUGCUGUGACUACCACUCCUCCUGCUACUACUUCUACUUCGGAUGCCACUCCUACUCCUGAAGCGGAAACACACAAAGCUGACAAGCCACAAGAAAAGAAAGCAGCAAGAAACAAGCAGAAUGCCGACACUGACACGACAACUGACCCUCCCGCAAAGUCCGAUGCUAAGUCCGAUGCCGAUGCCAACACUUCUCCUGCCGCCACUUCCGAUGCUCAGGCCGCACAAGCAGACAAAUCCACCAAGCCAGAAGAUAAGAAAGCAGGUGGCCGCGGCAAGCAGAACGAACCCAAGAAACAAUCUGAAGAGAACACUUCUAGUACUGUGGUCUCAGACACAACAACAACAACUCCUCCCGCUACUUCUGACACGGCUGUUGCAGAUUCAAAGGCAGGCCAGUCCGAAAAACAAGAAGAAAAGAAAGGAGGCGGCAAGAAGAAGAAACAACAAUCGAAAAAGGAUACUGCUGCCUCAGACACCGCCACGGCUGAUCCUCCUGCAGCUGCCGUUGCCGAUGCUACUGAUUCUGCUACCACAUCUUCUGCUGCUGCUGCUACUGCUACAACCGCUCCUCCUGUUGCCACUUCUGAUGCUAUGGCUUCUGAUGCCAUGGCUUCUGAUGCCAACCCCACCGAAGCAGACAAAUCCAACAAGGCAGAAGAUAAGAAGAAGGCACAUGGCCAUGGCAAGGAGAGAGUCGCAAAGAAGAAACAAAGCCAAGAGAAUGCUGUUGUUGAGGACGCUACUACAGCAACACCUCCUGCUACUUCCGAUGCCAACAGUUCCCCUACGGACACUUUGGAUGCUGAUGCGGUUCCCACUCCUUCAACAGGCCAAUCCGACAAACCAGAAGAAAAGAAAGGGCGCGGCAACAAGACACCGGCAAAGGAACAAUCCAAAAAGAACAGUGCUGCCACAGACACCACAGACACCACCACAACUCCUCCUCCCGUCACUGCCGAUGCCGCUGCCGCUGCCACUGAUUCUGCUACGGCGUCUUCUACGGAUGCCAACCCCACUGAAGUAGACAAAUCCAACAAGGCAGAAGCUAAGAAGAAAGAAGGCGGACAUGGCAAGGAGAGUGUCACAGAGAAGAAACAGCCCGAAGAGAAAAAUGUUGUCUCAGACUCUACAAGUACUCCUCCCACUACUACUGAAUCUGCUGUUGCGAAUUCUGAUCCAGCCUCUCCUGAUGCCGUUCUCGCUUUUAUGGCAGGCCAAGGCAAGCAGAAUUCCCAGGAAGGAAAACAGCAAGAGCAGAAUCAAAAGCAACGGGAUGAGCUUCUACAGAAACUUCAAAAGGAUAAUCCAACCACUCCGCCUCCUGCCGCUGUCCAUCUCGACCACUCGAUGAUGAUUGUGGACAUUUUGUCGAUUGGUUCCAAGUCCUUGCCCGAGCUGCAAGCUGCUCAGAAGGAAACAUUUGGCUCCCAUCCCAAUGUUCGCAUCUUUUAUGCCGCUCAAGAAGUCGAUGACGUUGAUCCCGAGUGCCAUUCCAAACUCACCAACGAACAAAUCGUGCAAGUCUCGCGAUUCUGCCGCAAGGAACAACCACCUGAAGAAGGAGAUUUCCCAGCACGGAAACGGAAACGCGAAGAAAUGCUCAAAGAAGUCAAGUACCCAUGGCUAUUCGACAUUCAACGACACUUUGCUGGGGAAAAGAAACUACUCGAAAAGAAAAACCCGGCAGGAUGGCUAUGUGCACAGAAACGACCCAUCAGUGCCUUGGCCAAACUCAUGAGACGAUACCAAGAACUCAGUCUGGCACUUCCCGACUAUCUCUUCAUUGUUGAUGACGACACCUUCAUCAACAUUGACAACGUGCUCGACUAUCUACUCCAAAACAAUCCACCCAAUGAACUCAAUGCUGUCGCUGGAUGUCUCUACAGCAUGAAAGACGAAAACAUGUCACUACCCUAUGGAGGAUUUGGAACGAUUCUCUCCAGGGAAUCAUUGCGUCAUGCCGUGAGGCCACUACAAUGCAGCGACGACAAGAAAACAGAUGAAAAGAUGGAAAACGAAGAACCACCCAGCUCCGUCACCGACUUUGACCAUUUCGCCUGCCAACGACUCAACGAGAAUCGAGUCAACGAGAAGCAUCUAUUCCAACCAGGCAUGAACUUGAUUGAGCUCUUCGAGUCCUACGCCAUACACCAACGGUUUAGAGACAUUAACAACUGGAGCGAAGCGGGAUUCUGCUUCCAUUCCGAUACCUUCCUCGGAUACCUCGUCAAUACCUACGAACUGGGACGCAAAGAACCCGAUCACGCAGUGACCCAGGUGGUGCCCGUCAACCACUUUCAAACCUACGACAAUUCCGUCUUCUACUAUGGAUUCGGAUCUCCGAGAAAGGAAAAGACUGGAAGGCAAUGCUUCGAUGUUAAGUACAAUUGCAACCCCGAAAGUCACAUUUGCCAUUACCUGCCACCGGAACGCAUGCGUGGGCUCUACCGACGAUCUAGAGAAGCCGCCGGCCGCGGUCCAGAGGAUGGUCGAAUCGCCAUCAAGCAAGACAUGAAAGCAGUGGGACCUCCGGCAACAGCGACAGCAAAGGACGAUGACACAACAAAGUGA